AUGGAUUCAACUGGAAUUCGAACUCGGCUCUCCGGUUCCUCAAUCCGAGCCGUUAUCCAUUAUUCCAUUUCUUUUAAAUAUUCUUUGUUUUCUCUAUUUAUUUUCUUUUUAUUUAUUUUUUUUCCUUUUUCUUUGUUUUUCUUCUUUCUCUCUUUUUUUCCUUUUGGUUUUCUAUUUUACCUUUUUUCUCCUCAUCUUUUUUCUUUUUUUUUUUACUGCGUGUUUUUCCACUUCUUUAUUUCUUUUUUCUUUCUUUCUUUCUUUCUUUCUUCCUUGUCUGUUUUUCCUCUUUCUUUCUUUCCUAUCUGUUUUCCUCCUCCUCUUCUUUCUUUUUUUCUUUCUUAUCUGAUUUUCCUCCUCUUCUUUCUUUCUUCGCUGUUUUUCCUUUUUCUUUCUUUCCCGUUUUCCUCCUUUUCUUUCUUUUUAUUUCUUAGCUGCCUGUUCUUUCUUUCUUUCUUUCUUUCUUUCUUUCUUUCUUUCUUUCUUUCUUUCUUUCUUUCUUUCUUUUCCCUGCCUGUUUCUCCUUCUUCCAUUCUUUCUUUCUUCCCUGCCAGUUUUUCCUCCUUCUUCCUUUCUUUCUUUCCUGUCUAUUCUUUCUUUCUUUCUUUCUUUCUUUCUUUCUUUCUUUCUUUUUUUCCCUGCCUGUUUCUCCUUCUUCCAUUCUUUCUUUCUUCCCUGCCAGUUUUUCCUCCUUCUUUCCUUUCUGUCUAUUUUUCUUUCCUUUCUUUUCUUUCUUUCUUUCUUUCUUUCUUUCUUUUCUUUGUUUUCCUUUUCCUUUCUUUCUUUCCCUGCCUUUUUUCUUCCUUCUUCCUUUCUUUCUUUCUUCCCUUCUUUUUCUUUCUUUUUUCUUUCUUUCUCUUCUUUCUUUCUUUCUUUCCCUGCCUGUUUCUUUCUUCCUUUCUUUCUUUCUUUCUUUCUUUCUUUCUUUCCUUUCUUUCUUUCCUGUCUAUUCUUUCUUUCUUUCUUUUCUUUUUUCUUUCUUUCUUUCUUUCUUUUCCCUGCCUGUUUCUCCUUCUUCUUCUUUCUUUCUUUGCCAGUUUUUUCCUUCUUCCUUUCUUUUCUUUCUUUCUUUCUUUCUUUCUUUCUUUCUUUCUUUCUUUCUUUCUUUCUUUUCCCUGCCUGUUUCUCCUUCUUCCAUUCUUUCUUUCUUCCCUGCCAGUUUUUCCUCCUUCUUCCUUUCUUUCUUUCCUGUCUAUUCUUUCUUUCUUUCUUUCUUUCUUUCUUUCUUUCUUUCUUUCUUUCUUUCUUUCUUUCUUUCUUUUCCCUGCCUGUUUCUCCUUCUUCCAUUCUUUUUCUUUCUUCCCUGCCAGUUUUUCCUCCUUCUUCCUUUUCUUUCUUUCCUGUCUAUUCUUUCUUUUUUCUUUCUUUCUUUCUUUCUUUCUUUCUUUCUUUCUUUUCCCUGCCUGUUUCUCCUUCUUCCAUUCUUUCUUUCUUCCCUGCCAGUUUUCCUCCUUCUUCCUUUUCUUUCUUUUCUUUCUUUCUUUCUUUCUUUCUUUCUUUUCUGUUUCUUUCUUUCUUUCUUUCUUCCCUGCCAGUUUUCCUCCUUCUUCCUUUCUUUCUUUCUUUCUUUUUCUUUCCUUGCCUUUUUUUCCUUCCUGCCUGUUUCUCCUUCUUCCAUUCUUUCUUUCUUACCUGCCAGUUUUUCCUCCUUCUUCCUUUCUUUUCUUUCCUGUCUAUUCUUUCUUUCUUUCUUUCUUUCUUUCUUUCUUUCUUUUCCCUGCCUGUUUCUCCUUCUUCCAUUCUUUCUUUCUUCCCUGCCAGUUUUUCCUCCUUCUUCCUUUCUUUCUUUCCUGUCUAUUCUUUCUUUCUUUCUUUCUUUCUUUUUAUUCUAUUUUCCAUUAUUCGUCUUUUAGAGCUGCUUCUUUUCUUUUAUUCUCCAUUUUGAAUUUAAUUCACUCCCUCAGGAUGCCUGACAGAUAUCUUUCCGCCCAGGAAGCUUGUUGUAAUUUUAAGCAAUUUCCUUUCAAGGAAAACGACAGUAUCUUACGAAGUAGCCGUGUGGUACUUCAAAAAGAUCUAUCUAUCUAUCUAUCUAUCUAUCUAUCUAUCUAUCUAUCUAAGCCUAUUCGUCGUCUAUUUUACUACCAGAUCACCUAUCUAUUUGAAGCAGCACAUCUAUCUCGAAUCCAAUUACAGUGUUUCUAUCUAUCGAUCGAUGGAUCACAUUCUGUUUCUAUAUCUAUCGAUCUAACUCAUUUUGUUUCUAUCUAUCUAUCUAUCUAUCUAUCUAUCUAUCUAUCUAUCUAUCUAUCCCAGUCUUUCCAUAUCUAUCUAUCUAUCUAUCUAUCUAUCUAUCUAUCUAUCUAUCUAUCCCAGUCUUUCCAUAUCUAUCUAUCUAUCUAUCUAUCUAUCUAUCUAUCUAUCUAUCUAUCAAGCCUUUCUUCUUUCUUUCUCUUACUUUCUCUUUUCCCCUCUUUCUUUUUUUUUUCUCACGCUUUCUUUCUUGCUUUCUUUUUUUCUUUCUUUCUCCCUCUCUUUCUCUCUCUUUCUUUCUUCUCCCUCUGUUUCUCUCUCUAA
This is a messenger RNA of Acanthosepion pharaonis, 2517 nucleotides long. The record is from the annotation of a GenBank genome assembly. NCBI's taxonomy places the organism in Eukaryota, Metazoa, Mollusca, Cephalopoda, Sepiida, Sepiidae.